AAGAUCCCAAGAAAGAUGGCGACAUCACAACUGUUCUAAGGAAAGGAUUUUACCGGGAAUGCCUCGUGAGGUGUAAAUGUGCAUACGACAGCCAUCUAUCGCAGUUGCAUCACUUCAACGUUUUUCAAGGCUUCGAUCACUUUCAGCAGUAGGGGCAUCAUACGGCAGGUUACCUCUAAAUAAAAUGACCAGGAAAACUUCUCAGAAUCGUCCCCCGAUUGAAAGGUCGAUUGAUCUUUUGACAGGAUGGCCAAAUCCGACAUUGUUACCUCCAAGAGAUCUUGACAAGGCGUCUAAUCAGAUCCUCUCCAACGCUAAUAACACGGAUGUCUUGGGCUACGGCCCCGAUGAAGGUUACCAGCCCUUGAGAGAAGAAAUUGCCAAGUGGCUGAACGAAUUCUACCAACCCAAAAAUGCAAUCUUGAGUGCGAGUAUAUGUAUCAGUGGAGGGGCCUCCCAGAACCUGGCAUGCGUACUGCAAACCUUUACCGACCCUGUUUAUACCCGCAACGUCUGGAUGGUGGCUCCGUCCUAUUACUUGGCGUGCAGAAUCUUUACGGACUCUGGUUUUGAUGCUCGGCUGAGGGCCGUCCCAGAAGACGAGGAAGGUAUCGACCUUGGAUACCUUGAACGUGGACUGCAGGAAAGCGAAAAACGAGCACAGGCCGAGAACAAUCAUGAACCAAAGAUAAAGGCACCAAAGCCAUGGAGAAAAAUAUACAAACACGUCAUAUAUGCCGUGCCAACGUUCUCGAAUCCAAGUGGCCGUAUCAUGAGCCUACACCACCGGCAUGCCCUGGUCAGACUUGCGAGGAAAUAUGAUGCUUUGAUAGUCACUGACGAUGUGUAUGAUAUGCUCCAGUGGCCGUCUGACCCUAGCCUCGGUCCUAGAAGAAUGGAUCGAGCAGUCCUGCCUCGCUUAGUCGACAUCGAUAAAGAGCUCGACGGAGGGCCGGUGGACGCUUUUGGGAACGCAGUGAGCAACGGAAGUUUCAGUAAAAUUGUUGCACCAGGAUGUCGAACCGGAUGGGCUGAAGGUACCGAAGCGAUGGCUUAUGGUAUCUCACAAACCGGAUCAAGUCGAUCGGGCGGUGCUCCCUCUCAACUUGUGGCUUCCUUCAUCUACCAGCUUCUUGCGAGUGGGACAUUACAGAACCACAUCUACGAAGAAUUGCAGCCUGCAUAUGGGAGACGAUAUCACCUCAUGAUGAGGGCGAUAGAGACCCACCUCCUACCACUUGGUCUCACAUUACCACAGGCGAACAAGGAUGUCGCAGGAGGAUAUUUCAUCUGGUUGACGCUUCCUGGAACCUUGGAUGCCAUAAAACUAACAAAACGAGCCCUCGCGGAGGAGAAUCUGACCAUCAUUGAUGGAGCCAGGUUUGAGGUGGAUGGUGAUAAGAAUGAAGCAACUCGCUUCACGAAAGAAAUCCGGCUUUGCUUUGCCUGGGAAGAUGUGGAUGUUCUGCAAGAAGGAGUGAUGCGGUUGGCGCGUGUGAUAAAAAGCGAAAUGACCGGGUCAGAUGAGGAGUGAUGAAAAGUAAUUCGGGUUCAAUGAAUGACCUGCUUCAAUCAAUAGGCACCACCAAUUUUAUGUAACAGAAAGCCCAAGCGAUCUCUUUCGAUGAGCGCCGGUUGGUGUGCACUGAUCAGCUCCAUCUCUCUAGAGCAGUUCAACUCUAC
Molecule: messenger RNA, 1683 nt
Organism: Exophiala viscosa
Lineage: Eukaryota; Fungi; Ascomycota; Eurotiomycetes; Chaetothyriales; Herpotrichiellaceae
Product: valine-pyruvate aminotransferase
Exons: 1
Coding region: 77-1534 (485 amino acids)
Biological process (GO): biosynthetic process
Molecular function (GO): L-2-aminoadipate:2-oxoglutarate transaminase activity; pyridoxal phosphate binding
Source: RefSeq, a predicted model, not a curated record